AUGAACCCAAACACCGUCGAAGGAAAUGUCGACUACAGCUACGCAAACCCUCUAUCAUCGAGCGGAUCCGAUUACCCUUGUAAGGGCCACUUGAGCGUGCUGGGCACCUCAGAAGCAGAUCCCGUCGCUACCUGGAACGCUGGCGAGGAUCACACGAUCACUCUUUCAGGCCAUACCACCCACAACGGCGGUUCAUGCCAGGUUUCUAUGUCUGUGGAUGGCGGAAACACCUUCAAAGUCCUUCGAAGCGUCAUUGGCGGCUGCCCUGCCGGGGAUGGCUACCAGAUCUCGUUCACUCUGCCUGACGAUACUCCCUCAUCCGACCAAGCCAUCUUGGCCUGGUCGUGGUUCAACAAUCUGGGCAACAGGGAGAUGUACAUGAACUGUGCUGUCAUCAGAAUUGGGAACGGCGGCAGCGGCAACAACUUUGGCUCCCAACCAGACAUCUUUCGCGCCAAUGUCGGCAAUGGGUGCAGAACCGUCGACAACGCAGACGUGAUGAUCCCAAAUCCCGGAUGCAACGUCGAGCUUGUCAGCUCCAACGCGGUCCCGCCAACAGGCGAUUGCGAAUCAGGCCCAGUGCAAGGCCGAGCGACGAUCCACGAGCAAGUUUUAGCGCUACUGAAGAACUUGCCCGAAGAGGCUGCCCAGGAUGUAUUCCAGAGGAUCAGGUCCGGGGCCGAUGCUACGACCAUCGUGAACCAUGUUGAGGCUGGAGAUCUGUUGCUCCAGAUGGCUGUUACUCCCGAGACGCGACUACGAUAUGACUUCCCCUACCGUUCCGAGAUGCCUGAGAUUUACAUCCAAAACAAUCCUUAUUUGAAUUCGUUCAUCUACGAAGCGGCAUCACUGUACUCUGCACACGGGCAAGGGAGACCUUCGCAUGCCACCGCCAGUGGAUCGCAGGAACUCCAAAGUGUGUACACCAAACCCUUUCACGCAGCACAAGUUGUCGAGCCUCGCUUGUCCGACGCCAAGGUAUCAUGGUGGACUAAUGUGUGCGAUGACGAUUCACUUAUGCGAGACCUCCUCAGGGCCUUGUUCAGAUGCGAAUAUCAAUUUUCUGCGGCGUUCCAGAAAGACCUGUUCCUCGAAGACUUGGUCGCACAGAAGCAAGACUUUUGCUCUUCACUACUUGUCAAUAUAACGCUUGCAUAUGCCUGUGUCUGCUAUCCUCAGUUUUCAAAUCGCGUCGAGUAUUGGAACCCCGAUACGCUCGGUUACCGCUUCCUUGCAGAAGCCAAACGUCUCUGGGAACUGCAGACCUCCGAGCCGCGGGUCACUACUAUACAAGCUGGCAUCCUCUUCAGCGUUUUCCACAAUCUGUGCGGUCUGGAUGAGAUUGGCCAGCCGUACAGAAUUCACGGCGUUAAUUUGGCACGCUGGGCAUACACCGCCUGGGCUCUCUACAACUGGGAAACGCUGGUUGCAUUUUCCUUCAUGAUACCGCCUUUAGUCAAAGAGCCUCCGGACUGGCCAUUGCCCGAUCCGACAAGAGAGGGCGGGUGGUAUGGCGAGAUCUGGCUCCAAUACUCAUUGGUUCCAGGCCUUCAGCCAACUCACUUUGGUCACAUCUUUCGAACGAGGGCCAAGUUUAGAGUCAUCAUGAAUGAGUACUGCGACGCAGCAUUUUCUCCGAAUGGAGUUAUUAGUCUCGAUAAAGCCAAUAGCCUUCAUGAGAAAUUGCGAAGGUGGUAUAGUGACUUGCCAGAGCCACUUCAGCCCAAGACGAUCGCACUUCCAGGUCACUUUCAACUGCACAUAUACUACUACCAUUUGCUACUUAUGAUCUACGAACCCUUGCUUGCCGCCAGCAAAGGUCGCGACGCGACAUUGCAAAAGGUCGUUGCUGAUGCAAAGAAAUAUCUCCAAACCUUGAUCCGCCUCUACUAUCUUCGGCAUGGCUACGAAGCUAUGGACCUGUUUCUCGUGAUACCCCUCAUGCUCACCGGAUACGACUGCAUCAAUGCGAUAUUGGAAGAGAAGUCUGAACAUCAGAUCGAAAUCCUGCGGUCUACGCUUAUUCUAGUUGCAAAAGGGUUGCAGAACCAGCGCCGGAAUCACUACUUGGCUGAAGCACUGUUUCGAGUUAUCAGAGGACGGAUGCGCCCGCAAGAGGUGGUCCUUUUGAGAAGUUCGAUGACUUUUGACGACGACCAGGAGAUGGAGAAACACGACAUGGUGCAGGCGGUGCGCAGUCACUGGCCAGUCAGCAUUGUCAAGACGCAGGAGGAAGUGGACGAUCACAUUCUGACACAUCUUGUUGAGAGUUACGGGUCAUUAAACUUGGAGGAGACAGCACGGUGA
This is a messenger RNA of Colletotrichum siamense, 2307 nucleotides long. RefSeq names its product Nitrogen assimilation transcription factor nit-4 (gene nit-4-6). Lineage: Eukaryota; Fungi; Ascomycota; Sordariomycetes; Glomerellales; Glomerellaceae. Bases 1 to 2307 code for a protein of 768 amino acids. The transcript has 6 exons. The record is from RefSeq and is a predicted model, not a curated record.